UUUUGCAGAGAUUUCUAGACGACGUGAUGAUGUUGAUACAAGGACUUGUCAUAUUUCUUGCCGUGUUCAAUAAUAUAGAAUCUAGGAAACUUGAGUUUGUACAAGCACUGUGGCGACAUGGAGACCGUGCUCCUCUACACUUACCGUAUCCAAAUGACCAGUACACAGAAAAAGCUUGGUCAAGGGGAUGGGGGCAGUUGACUUCGAUUGGAAUGCAACAACUUCACGAGCUCGGAGAGUUCUUCCGACACCAAUACGUGGACUCUUCAUUUAUUCCGUCUAAUUUUUCAGUGAAAGAAGUCUACCUGCGCUCUUCCGAUUCUGAUCGUGCUUUGGUAUCUGCACAAGCAUUUCUUUACGGGCUAUACCCAGCUUCUGGUGGUUAUCAAUGGAGCUCAGAUAUAGACUGGCAACCUCUUCCAGUACAUGCAUCUACUCCAGGAGAACCUGAUUUGGUGUGCAAACCAACUGCGAUAAAAUGUGCUCGUCAUGAAGUUUUAGUGGCUCAAGGCGAUCAAGAAUCAAACGCUUAUUAUAGUGUUAAGUAUGCAGACUUCUUCAGUGAACUUUCUCAAACUACAGGAUUCAAACACUGUUCAUAUAUGGAUAUUAAUGGAUUAUUCGAUAUACAAAGAGAGUUGAUUCAUAACAUGACUGCAAAACAGCCUUAUUGGGUUACACAAACCUGGCCUCAAUAUGACAAUCGUACUUCAAUGGACAUUAUAACUGAAAUGAGGACCGUUCGAAUGAUGAAUCUAUUUAAUUCAGAAGAGAAAGGAAAACUUGAAGGAGGCUCCGUUCUUUACAAUUGGAUUCAAAAUGCAAUUGCAGUUUCUGAGAGCAGAAAUGAUCAGAGAAUGCUUCUUUAUUCUUCGCAUGAUGGUGUUCUUCUUGCACUUCUCAAUGCAUUCCGUGCUUCAAAUGAGAUGAUGGUUCCUUAUGCGGCUGCACUUAUCAUGCAUGUUUAUUCAGACAACGGAAAAUUUUAUUCUGAGCUCUACUAUCGAAAUGAGACUACAUCGGAUCCAUACAGAAUUCCGCUUUCCCGAUGCCCGGAACCUUGUGAAGUGUCGCAAUUGGCAGUGGCUUUUUCAAAUAUGACAGUUACAAACUACUCGGAUAUGAUGACGUUAUGCGGGACUCCUCUCAAAGCAUGUGGAAACUCGUCUUACACGUUCAACUCUUUAUCAUUUUUCUUACCAUUUCUCUUAGCGAGUUUAUUUUAUUCAAAAUGAACUAGAUCUUAACAUUGGUUCCCAUGGAACCAUUAAAUAAAUUAUUGCUAUCUUACA
Molecule: messenger RNA, 1292 nt
Organism: Caenorhabditis elegans
Lineage: Eukaryota; Metazoa; Nematoda; Chromadorea; Rhabditida; Rhabditidae
Gene: pho-8
Product: intestinal acid PHOsphatase
Exons: 7
Coding region: 27-1235 (402 amino acids)
Molecular function (GO): acid phosphatase activity
Source: RefSeq, marked reviewed